Messenger RNA from Hevea brasiliensis (rubber tree), 1740 nucleotides. RefSeq lists its product as uncharacterized. The coding region runs from base 388 to 1293 and encodes 301 amino acids. The transcript is spliced from 9 exons. NCBI's taxonomy places the organism in Eukaryota, Viridiplantae, Streptophyta, Magnoliopsida, Malpighiales, Euphorbiaceae. The record is from RefSeq and is a predicted model, not a curated record.
UGCUGAAUUCCAAGAUCAAUUAUUAAUUUUUUUUCAUUCAGGUAUUUUUUUUUUCUAAAAAAAGGCGUCUCUUAAAUGAAAACUUUUGGCAUUUUUGCUAUUGGCUUCGUCUCUCUACGCUCAUACAGAGAGAGAAACAAUAACUCCGUUGCAGAAAAAGAAAAAAAAAAAAAAAAGUAAAGGCUUAGAGUAGUGAGUGGCACUGUUUGUGUUGGCAGCAGGCGCAAGUAGAAGUAGGGAGUGAGAGAAAAAGGCAAAGCCAAAGGCAAAUCACCCCAACUUGGCCAAUUAGGGCUCCGUCGGAAAGUGGCCCUAAAAAGAGCAAGUGAAGUGUUGAGAUGUGAGUUGUGUGAGAUUAUGGUGUGCUAGAGAAUUUUGGUAGAGAAAAUGGCAGCGGAGUCCAAUACUGGGUUUCGUCGGGAAGAAGCUUUGGGUUCUGCGCUCAAUCGGCACGCGAUAUCCUUUCAUUCUGAUGCAAUAAAUAAUUCAUCUGAGAUGAUUCCGAUAGGGAGUUACUUUGGGAUAAAUACUAGUACUAGUACUGUGAUGUUGCCAGGGAAUUCCAGCAUGAUUAAUAACAGUCCCGGAAUUCUUCAUGUUCCAGCUGUCAAUUCUUCUGCUUCUUCUCUUCUUCUUGAUUCUGCUCCUGGCCUCAAGCAUGAUACUGGCUUGGCUGUUGAGUGGUCUGUUGACGAACAAUACAAAUUGGAGGAAGGCCUUAACAAAUUUGCUGAUGAGCCAAGUAUUAUGAGAUACAUAAAGAUUGCAGCCACCUUGCCUGAUAAAACUGUACGUGAUGUUGCAUUGAGGUGUAGGUGGAUGACGAGAAAGCGAAGGAAAGCAGAGGAAUAUAAUUUGGGAAAGAAGGUCAAUAAUAGGAAGGAUAAGCUGGUGGAAUCAUCACCAAAGAUGAAUAUAUCUUCAGCUGUGCCACAGAGCAUACCUGUGUAUCCUCUAAUGAUGCACCAUGUAGACCACGGCGAACCCUUGUCUUUUGAUGGAAUAAGUGGUACAUCCAGGCAUCUCUUGGAACAAAAUGCUCAAGCUUUUAGUAAAAUCAUAGCUAACCUUUCAACGUUCAAGGAUAACAUUGACCUCUUUUGUCGCACAAGGAACAAUAUUACUGCCAUCCUGAAUGAUAUGAGAGAGAUGCCGGGCAUAAUGAGCCAGAUGCCACCACUGCCUGUAUCUAUUAACGAGGAUCUUGCAAAUAGUAUAUUACCAACUACAACUCAGUCAUUGAUGUUUGGCUCGCCUAGUGGGAUCCAACUGAAGCAAGAGCCAAGGUGCUGAUGGAGAGUUGUUGGGGCAAAUUCAAUUUAUCAGGUCCGUGUAAGUACCAUAAUUUUACUACUGUAAAUGCUAAGCAGUUUGGUAGGAGGCGGUGCCUCCUUUCGUGUACACAUACUCAUCACACUUACGGGUCCCACAAUGGAAAAAUUUGUAGAGAUCCCAUUUUUGGAACCUUAAAUGUUUACCUUGCUAGGUAUCGAAAUCGAACCAAAAGCACCAGAUAAUAAGUAUGCCGACUGUCCAUUGUUCCUGCACUCCAGGGAGAAUCUCUAACCAGAUUACUCUUUUUUUUUAGAUGAAUUUUGUGUUGAAGUUUCUUGUGUACAAAUUUGCAAAACAACACCUUGGAGUGGAAUAUUUGGUGCUUGAUUUAUAACUAUCUCUAGAUGUUCUUGGUAUCAUAUGUACCUAUUAGACCAAUACAAUACUUGAUGAUGUUUAUUUGCU